Molecule: messenger RNA, 1844 nt
Organism: Juglans microcarpa x Juglans regia
Lineage: Eukaryota; Viridiplantae; Streptophyta; Magnoliopsida; Fagales; Juglandaceae
Product: gibberellin 2-beta-dioxygenase 8
Exons: 5
Coding region: 551-1582 (343 amino acids)
Source: RefSeq, a predicted model, not a curated record
UUUCGAUCGAUCCUUUCCCUCUAUAGCUAGCUAGCUAGAGCUAGCACAUGCUAACAAAUCUCUCUUAUAUAGCUAACAAUUAGUUUUUCUAUUAAUUUUGAUCUUCAAUUCCUUUUAUUUUUAAUUUUAUUUUUAUCUAGUUUUUCAGACAGAGCUUACAUACAUAUAUAUAUAUAUAUAUAUCAAUUUUCCUGUCCUAGUCGUUAGUUGUUUUCUUGCUUUUGUUUCCUUUAUUGCUGGGGUCAACAGUGUUGGAGUGAUGAUCAUGAGCUUUCUAUAAUCUAUAGAAUUAAAAACGGAAAACGAUGUUGAGCUCAGGCGCCUUUCCACUUGCUAAGACUAGCUAAAAUAUCCUUUAAUUUCUUGCAAAAACCAGUACGUACACACGCGCGCGCGCACACACUACCAGACACUGCUCUAUCACAAAAGUAAGCUCCCUGCAGCAUAUAUAGUUGCCGUACGUGCAUUGCAGAUUAGGAGAAGCAAGGGCGAGGUGCUCCGGAUCGAGCAUUAAUUGUUGGAGCCUCUAAAUUAUCAGCCGCUAAUUAACAUGGACGCGGACCCACCAUUUCAUGAGGCCUACAAGACCCUCUUCGACAAAACCAUCGAAAGGAAUAACCAGCCAGUACGCAACCAGCUGCUCAUCGACAACAAAGAUAACGAGCAGCUUGUCAUCGUCGAGGAAUGCGAGCUUCCGUUGAUCGACCUCAGCCGUUUAAACCUUGGUGAACCUGAGAGCGAGGAGUGCAAGGCCGAGAUAGCUAGAGCUUCGAAAGAAUGGGGUUUUUUUCAAGUUAUGAAGCAUGGAAUCUCCACUGAGAUUUUGGAGAAGAUGAGAUUUGAGCAGGAGAGGCUGUUUAAGCAACCCUUUCAUGAGAAGAGCAAAGAAGACAAGCACUUGAGAUUUUCAGCUGGUAGUUACCGUUGGGGCACCCCUUCAGCCACAAACCUAAAGCAGUUAUCAUGGUCAGAAGCUUUCCACAUUCCUUUGAUCGAUAUUACCCCUUCUGGCGGCUUCGAUAGUCUCGGCAUAACAAUGGAACAGUUUGCAGCCACAGUAUCCAGUCUAGCACAAAAAUUGGCUGGGAUUCUGGCUGAGAAAAUGGGUCAUAAUUCAACUUUCUUCCAAGAAAAUUGUCUACCAAACACUUGCUAUCUUCGAAUGAAUCAUUACCCUCCGUGCCCAAUAGCUUCAGAGGUAUUUGGCCUAACGCCACACACCGACAGUGACUUCCUCACAAUACUGCAUCAAGAUCAGGUUGGUGGACUGCAAUUGGUGAAAGAUGGGAGAUGGAUUUCGGUUAAACCUAAUCCAGAGGCUCUUAUUAUCAACAUUGGAGAUUUAUUUCAGGCAUGGAGCAACGAUACGUAUAAGAGUGUGCAACAUCGGGUUGUCACCAAUCCGCUAGUGGAAAGGUUCUCCACCGCAUAUUUCUUCUGUCCAUCGUAUGACACUGUGAUACAGAGUUGCUGCGAGCCUUCGGUAUAUAGAAAAUUCAGCUUUAGGGAGUACAGGGAGCAGGUCCAAGCAGAUGUUCAAAAACUAGGAUCUAAAAUAGGGCUUCCUAGAUUUCUUGUGUAAAGCCAUGCAUCCCAAAGGAGUGGUGCAUAUAUCGACUGGGUAUUAUUGUUGAGAAUGUGUUUGUGAGAGAUCAAAUGGUAUACAAGUGUAGUCCAAUUAGAAAAUAAGAAAGGGUAUAGCAGUUUUAAUUAAGCUUAAUUCAUAUUGAUCAGUAGUGGGUAGUACUACACGUACAAUGCGAAAGAAAAAAUUUCGGACGUUUUGGUUUGAGAUCAAAGUAAUUUCUUAGAUGCUUUGGUUGAGAUGGGAUUAUUGCAAUUUC